ACAGGUGCCACCACCACAAAAACGACGGCUUCAACCACCACCACCACAGCCCCAGCCACAACUAUGGCUUCCAACACCACCUCAGCCCCGACUUCCACCUCAGCCCCGACCUUCACCACCCUCAUAAUUGUUGAAUUCAGAUCCAUUCAAAGCAAUUUUACAACAGACUUGUUGAAUUCAUCAUCUGAAGCUUUUAAAACGCGAGCUGCAUUUAUAAAGGCACAGAUUGAAACUCCUUACAUAUUGGCAUUCCCUUCUUCUUUUGUCUCCUUGGAUGUUGUGCGCUUCAGGCAGGGAUCAGUCAUCAACACGAUGGAACUUCGGUUUGUAAACACAUCUGUUCCAAACAACGCUGAGAUUAGAAAUGUUUUGAACAGUACAGCCUCAAAUGUUACAGGCUUUGACAUUGAAAGGGAUUCCAUCCUUGUCAAUGACACAGCUGCUGCAUCAACUACUACAACUGUUGUACCAACAACUACACCUAAUGCAACAACUACUACAUCAACUACUAAAACUAUUGUAACAACAUCUACAACUACUGCAACAACUACUACAUCUACUGCAACUACAGCUUCAAGUGGAGUAUGCCACAAAAUUAAUUCCAGCACUGUUUUCCCCCUGGUGCUGCUGUUAUGGCUUCUAUCAAACCAGCAAUAGCAUCUGUGCUGGUUUUCAUUUGAAAGACAAGAAGCAGAUGAUCUCUUUCACUGCAGCUCUUUAUUCAUUGGACACAUCGGAAAGAGUAGGAUUGCUAUUUUUUUCAAUAUGAAAAUAUUUCUUGGUGGGAAUGGCCCUGUAGUGAACAGAAUGACACAGACUUCUUUUAUGCAUGCGGUUAAUUGAAUCAUAAAUAGAAAAAUUGAACUAACGACACACAGGGAAAAGAUAAAACAAAAUGGGUGCUUUAUCUUAGAGGCUUAGCAGUUUAUGCUGUUCAGUUUAAUUAAAUUCAAGUUUAUUUAUACGGCACGAAACCAGGGAUGAGUUCCUGCCCCAAGUGGA
Haplochromis burtoni (Burton's mouthbrooder) is the source of this 1002-nucleotide messenger RNA. Its product is annotated as cell wall protein DAN4-like. Lineage: Eukaryota; Metazoa; Chordata; Actinopteri; Cichliformes; Cichlidae. The transcript has 4 exons. The record is from RefSeq and is a predicted model, not a curated record. The coding region runs from base 64 to 657 and encodes 197 amino acids.